Messenger RNA from Ceratotherium simum simum (southern white rhinoceros), 2061 nucleotides. RefSeq names its product homeobox A13 (gene HOXA13). The record is from RefSeq and is a predicted model, not a curated record. Gene Ontology annotation, molecular function: DNA-binding transcription factor activity, RNA polymerase II-specific; DNA binding. NCBI's taxonomy places the organism in Eukaryota, Metazoa, Chordata, Mammalia, Perissodactyla, Rhinocerotidae. Gene Ontology annotation, biological process: regulation of DNA-templated transcription.
AUGGUGGCCGCCAAGCAGUGCAGUCCCUGCUCGGCGGCGGCGCAGAGUUCGUCGGGGCCCGCGGCGCUGCCCUACGGCUAUUUCGGCAGCGGCUACUACCCGUGCGCCCGCAUGGGCCCGCACCCCAACGCUAUCAAGUCGUGCGCGCAGCCUGCCUCGGCCGCCGCCGCCGCAGCCUUCGCGGACAAGUACAUGGAUACCGCCGGCCCCGCGGCCGAGGAGUUCAGCUCCCGCGCUAAGGAGUUCGCUUUCUACCACCAGGGCUACGCGCCCGGGCCUUACCACCACCAUCAGCCCGUGCCUGGCUACCUGGAUAUGCCAGUGGUGCCCGGCCUCGGGGGCCCCGGCGAGUCGCGCCACGAGCCCCUGGGUCUUCCCAUGGAAAGCUAUCAGCCCUGGGCGCUGCCCAACGGCUGGAACGGCCAAAUGUACUGCCCCAAAGAGCAGGCGCAGCCUCCCCACCUCUGGAAGUCCACUCUGCCCGACGUGGUCUCUCAUCCCUCAGACGCCAGCUCCUACAGGAGAGGAAGAAAGAAGCGCGUCCCUUACACCAAGGUGCAAUUAAAAGAACUCGAACGGGAAUACGCUACAAACAAAUUCAUUACCAAAGACAAACGGAGGCGGAUAUCAGCAACGACGAAUCUUUCCGAGCGGCAGGUUACAAUCUGGUUCCAGAACAGGAGGGUCAAAGAGAAAAAAGUCAUCAACAAACUGAAGACCACUAGUUAAUGGAUUAAAAGUGGAGCAAGAGGGUCACUUGAAGAAAUGCUUCAGAACUCGUUGCUUGGCCAGAUAAUGGUUAUAAUACUUAAUAAUAAUUGAAGAAUGGGAAAGAGAAAGAGAGAGACACUGGCAUUUUACUUUCCUAAGGGGGGAAUCGCACUCUUCUUGGUGGAAUCUACAAUUCUUUUAAAACUUUAAGAAAUGGUAAAGACUGCCAGUUCUCCCGCCAACCCCACCAGACCAUUAAAUGACAAACUCUAGAGUCAAACGUCAGCCCCCAAAUACGCAAUUUCAGAUAAGUUACGCAUUUACUGAAAUCUUGUAAGUAUUUAUGUGACCAUUAUAUUCUAGGACACUAUGUUAUAUGGUAAUAAUCCGAAAGUUGGUUACAAAAGCAAGAGGCUGUUGUAAACAUCUGCUUGUCCUUGGGUCCCCAUGGCCAUCUCCUCUGCAUGUUAAGUGACUGCUCAGGUAAAUCCUAGUGAAGUUCCUACCAUUGUUGUAUAUUCUGCAAAACAUGUCAAGUAUAGAUUUAGAGGGGAAAAGAGAAAAAGGUACUGAAAUAAUGAUCUUGGACUAUUUACUAUGAAGGGAGAGAAGAAGAGAAAGCUCUUCUGAGGAUCAUUUGUCCUGGUAGUUAAUACAGCCAGCUGAGCUUUUGAGCUACAAGGGAACGCCAGGUUGGGAAUGUCCUUCUGAUAAUAAUUUCUAAUUGCUUCUAACAAGCAUAUUUUGUGGCAUUUGGACAAUAUUUUCUGCUUCGAUAUCAAUUACUUUCCAAAGGAUUUGAUAUCUUCUUGAAAAAUAUUUAACACAUCAGAUGAUUCACAGAAUUCACUUUAUGUCAGAUCUCCCGAGAGGUCCCACCCCAACAUGGUGGACUUUGGUUUGAACACAAUUAAUUUUUCAUUUAAAUUGGUAUUUCCCAAUAUUUACUAAAUAUUUUGCUGGAGAAAUAAUUUUCCUUUUUAAUUUUUUAGAAAACUCAGAACAGAAAUCCAUUCCCCCCAAACAUUUAGAUGUUUACAUUCUAUAUUUUGAUCUAUUAAGAGAUUAGUAUUUUUCCUUGUUUAUUGUGUUAUGAGACCACAUUAGAAAGUUUAGGGAUUCAUCUUCACAGCACAUUUUUAAUCGAGCAGUUAUUUCAACCAGCACAUUCAUUUUGUUCAUAUUCAUUAUAAAAUGCUAUCUUGUAAAUAAAGACAUUCAGCACACUGUGAAAAUGUAUUUGUGCACCUGCUUUUAAAAUAUUUCUACUAAAAAUAAUAAUUAAAAAAACUUUAGACCUGUAGAUAGUGAUACGGUGGUAUUAAUUAUGUUAAUAAAAUAGUCACUGCC